AUGACACAGAACAGAACAGUCGGCAACUCUGUUGAGAUCGACGAUGUCGGCGGUGAGAAGUCAGGCAUGCAUCAGGAGAACGUUGAUCCUCUUAAGGAGGCGACCGCGGUAUGCGCAGACAUCAACAAUGUCGCUGCUCUCGGCUAUGAGAAUGCGGCGGAGAUGGAGAAAUUGAUUGUCCGAAGAUUGGACAUGUGGAUGCUUCCCCAGUUCUGGAUUCUGUACAUGUUCAACUACCUCAACCGGACAAAUAUUGCUCAGGCGCGACUGAAUACCUUCGACGAAGACCUCAACCUCCAAGACGGCGAUUAUCAGACUGCCGUGGCUGUCUUGACAGUUGGCUAUAUGCUCGCCCAGCUACCGUCAAAUAUGCUCAUCACACGAGUGAAGCCUUCUGUAUACUUGCCUGCCGCUGCUUUCGUCUGGUCGGCUGUCUCGGCCGCCACUGUGGGAUGUACCAGUGCUGGCGGUCUUUGGGCUGUUCAAUUCGUUCUCGGUAUUGUUGAAGCACCUCUGUUCCCGGGUGCCGUGUUUCUAAUGGCCUGCUGGUACACCCGUCGAGAAUUUGCUCUUCGCGUCGCUCUGCUCUAUUCCGGUUUAGUACUCGCGCAAGCUUUCUCAGGGCUCAUCGCCGCUGGUGUCUUUGCUGGUCUUGACGGCUCUAUGGGCCUGGCCGGAUGGAAGUGGCUUUUUAUCCUCGAAGGCGCUGCCAGCGCUUUCUUCGCUAUCACGGCAUACUUCAUCCUACCAAACUACCCACAUUCCGACAGUGGCGGCGCUAAGUGGUAUAUGACGCCUGAUAUGCGGAAGCUAGCGGCUGCCCGGAUCCUCGAUGACCGAGUCGAGGUCACUGAGAAGUCUACCGUCUGGCACGGCCUCAAGCUUGCCCUCAAGGAUAUGAAGCUAUACAUGUUUCUCUUCAUGAACGUCUUCAUCACGUCCUCGUAUGGUUUCAACAACUUUUUCCCAACGAUCGUGAAUGGACUAGGCUUUGGAUCUAGGGUAACCUCGUUGCUCAUGACUGCCCCUCCCUACGUCCUGGGAACGCUCUGCACCUUCUACGUGGCUUGGGAUUCAGAUCGUCGGCAGGAACGCGGUUUACAUAUCAUUAUCCCUCUAUCUUGCUCGGUUGUGGGAUUCAUCGUUACUGUUGCGACUGGCAACCCCGCGGCUCGAUACGCUAUGACUUUCCUCUACGCGGCUGGCUGCUUCUCCGCAAACACCCUACAGUACACCUGGGCCGUAUCAACUUUGGGUCAGACCCCCGAGAAGCGAGCAGCGGGUGGUGCUAUCGUCAACAUAUGCGGGCACCUGGGCAACGUCAUCUCACCUUACUUCUUUCCAGACAGAGACGCACCGCGAUACACAAUGGCCAUGAUCUUGCAAAUCGUCUUCGCGUCGCUCGGUAUCUGCCUCGCCAGCUUGAUCAAGUGGCACUUGACACGAAAGAACAGAAAGCUACGCUCAGAAGCGGAGAGGCUGGGCGUGGAGUACAACCCUUUCACGACCUAA
This is a messenger RNA of Cyphellophora europaea CBS 101466, 1512 nucleotides long. RefSeq lists its product as uncharacterized. Gene Ontology annotation, molecular function: transmembrane transporter activity. Lineage: Eukaryota; Fungi; Ascomycota; Eurotiomycetes; Chaetothyriales; Cyphellophoraceae. The transcript is spliced from 4 exons. Gene Ontology annotation, biological process: transmembrane transport. The coding region runs from base 1 to 1512 and encodes 503 amino acids. The record is from RefSeq and is a predicted model, not a curated record. Gene Ontology annotation, cellular component: membrane.